AUUAGAGAUCAACCCGUUAUACAAUCAUCAUUCAGGUGAUUCAGCAAUGGAGCAGUAUUGAAAACACACAUAUUUUACAUUAUUUUGAAGUUUUAACCUGUAGUGAUUUCGCGUAUAAUAAACUCUUCUCUCCAGCCUCUAGACGAAUACAGUUUCAUAUGCUUCAGUCUUCUCGCUCAAUUCAAAGCCAAUUCCAGAGAUGCCGGGUCAAUAAUUUACUUUUAAUACAAUCAAGGGAGUCCACACGUUCUGCAAGUGAUCUUUGUUUACGAAGAGAGUAAUGAACUAGUACUUUUUAAAAAAAAAUCGAGAAUGUGCACGGCUACAAACAGGACAAGUCCCGUAUGUCGUGAAGUUCAGAUUCGUGAACUUGUGACCGACCUUGAAGUUGAUCAGCAAACAAUUGAAAUACAGGACCGCUCUAUAGUGUACUCGGGUCUCGGGGACUCCAAAGAUUGUGUUAGCGGUAUACGUGUGCCAUCAUCAAAGCUGCAGGCAGCCAUGAAGCGAAAACGAGGGAAGAUUACACGGCUAUAUUCUACUCGAAUUAUGACAGGGUGGAUUAAAUGGUUUCACAAUGCAAUUAUUAAUAACACCUGAAUAUAUAUAUACAUGCACAAAAGAGUGUGUAAUACGGGGUCAAAGUCGAAAAAUUAUGAUCACGAGAAGUUCGCCGCAUGCACAUGAAGAUUAUUAUAGAUAUGGAUUUUGAGUGAUUCGGAUGUCAGUACCUGAAACUCGGAACUCUUUGAAUUAUUAUAGAUAUGGAUUUUGAGUGAUUCGGAUGCAAGUUGUUCGGAUGUCAUGUACCUGAAACUCGGAAAUCUUUGAACCUCACUCGCCCUGAAAACAAAUCAUAACGUAUUGAACGCAGUCUUGUAAGGAAUCCAUGUCCUACUUUGCCAACACUUCUUCCUUGUGUAAAUUGUUUGUAUUAUCGAUCUGACUUCGGAAAUAUUUGGUGCAUGCCAUGAACGUUCGAGAAAAGGAGCCUGCGCAUUAUUUCGUAGCAACAAAGGUAGCGAUCAAGUAUCGAACGCUUUCGGGGGACCUUUCGUAAUAGAAUGGUAAAAAUAUUCAUACUUUCCACUUAUUUGAUGGCCACGAUUUCAGACAUUAAUUGUUAUGCAUGUCAACGUUCUUUUCAUGGAAUAAAUCUGUAUAGGCUGCUUUGAACCAGUAAGCCCCUUUUUGGUGAUCAUACCACAAUACCACUUGGGCAAACGAGUGGGAUAGCGCCAACCAAACCUUGUACAUGUAUUCUCUCUAUUAAUAAUAUCAUGAGCGACCAUUUAAGACUGUAACGUGACCAUUUGAAAGGGGGGAAAAGAGACACAUAUUGUGAAAAAUGACUAGCUUUCGGCCAACGUCGGAUCCACUCGGCCGUGCCAAACUGGUCAAGUCCAUGAUGACGAUUGUUUUCUGUAUGGUUAUAGGAUAUGCGUUCCUUUCCGUCAAAACUGACUCAUUUCUGAAGCGAGGGUUAGAGACUAAACAUGGAGGCGUCCCCAGAUUGAAAUCUUUCAGCCAAGAGGCGAAGGCAUCGGGCAGAAGGCUCCUGGUGGUCAGUGAGAACGGGGAUGAUGAGGGCAACUGUACGGUGAGAGGGAUCAGCAAGUUUCCACCGGGCGUCUUCACGAACGAGCAAAGGAAGAACGGGGCCCUGGUCGUCAACUUUCUCGUCGCUCUCUAUCUAUGUGGUGCUAUCGGUUACGUGUGCUCGGCCUACUUCGUCCCUUCGCUUGAAAUACUUUGUGAACGACUUAAACUCCAGCCCGAUGUAGCGGGAGCAACGUUUAUGGCAGCUGGAAGUUCAGCUCCUGAACUCUUCUCGGCUGUAAUCGGAACAUUCAUAUCGUAUGAUGAUACUGGGCUGAGUGCUAUUGUGGGUUCGGCAGCAUUCAACAUCUUCGUCAUCAUCAGCUUAUGUUGCUUCUUCGCUGGACAGGAACUCGUAAUUCACUGGUGGCCAUUUUGUCGGGACUGUUUUGUAUAUGUGAUCAGUAUUUUGAUAAUGGUAGUUGUUAUUAUGGACGGGGAAAUUCAAUGGUGGGAAGGAUUAAUACUCUCCUGUGGUUACAUCGUCUACAUCGCCAUCAUGUAUUUCAACCCGUAUCUCUCAAUGCGGGCCUCGGAAAUAGAGGAGAGAUGGAGACGACGAGGCGGUAACCACAGCAACCCAACAUCCGAAGACGCGGUAGGUUUACUCUCCGACAAACAUAGCGAGACUUCCUACGGAACGACGGCUUAUCACGAAACGCCGAUGACGAACAGUGAGCUGAGUCACCAUAGCAACGGGGCCAUUCCUAAUAUCGAGCACGCUUACGAUCCCGAUGUCGAAGGCUACAAGGAGAAACCUCGCACGGUGACGACCACCAGCUCCGUGGUCACUGACCACCCGCCCCUCUCGGAGCACGAUAGCAAUGUCUUCUAUCCACCGUCUUCUUGGUUCUUCCGCGUCCUGUGGGCCGUUGGCCUUCCCGUCGUCCUCGUCACCUACCUGACCGUUCCCGACUGUAGGAAACCGGGGUUGUGGAGGCGGCUUUACUUCUUCACCUUCAUCAUAUCGACCGCCUGGUUGGCUGGGUUGGCUUACGUACUCUAUUGGAUGAUCGUAGUAAUAGGAUACACUCUUGAUAUACCAGAUACAGUGAUGGGUAUCUCCCUGCUGGCGGGAGGGACAAGCGUACCUGAUGCCAUCGCUAGUAUCCUUGUAGCGAGAGACGGAUACGGUGACAUGGCCCUGUCAAACAUAGUCGGGAGCAACAUCUUCGAAGUGUUCAUCUGCCUGGGCCUGCUGUGGUUCAUCUACGGCAUCGCCUUCCAACAGCCCGUCGAGAUCGCCAGCGAAGGGCUGGUCUUCACCACCAUCGCUCUCCUGCUCACCGUCGCUUUCAUCCUCCUCGCCAUUCACCUGAACGGAUGGAAGCUGGAUUUUAAGAUGGGCGUCAUCUGCAUGGUCGUCUACCUCGGAUUCAUCUCCAUCGCUGUCCUUUGGGAGCUCGGGGUUAUCGUCGGCAUUGAAUUUCCGGUCUUCUGUGACGGGCCGACCUGAUCUACAGGUCAUGUGGUAUACAACCACGCAUCCCGUUAUCAUGAACCAAGCCAUAAGACGUGGGCGUUAAGGUGCAAUGUAAGAGAAAACUUCAGGCAAUAUGAGACAGACUUGUUUUAUAUUAAAACCGGCGCUCACUAUACCACUGUGGUCUGAUUUUCAAAGCAAUUGUGCAAAGAUAGCAUUUGAUAUGAAUGUUCCAACCUAUAAAAUCUUAAAGGGGCAGUGAACUGUGUGUGGUCUCUCAUUAACUGUGUGUUAUAAAAACAAUAAUAUAUACAUCUUUCAGACAUCUACUUUACACUACAGAGAAUAGACCUAUAGUUGUAUUUGUAUAGAGAAACUAAAAUGUUUUGAGAGGAAAAUAAUUGUUUUGCUACUUGGUAACAUAAUUGUUGCGGUAUAAUGCGUAUUGAGUAGUUAAUUAGCAUGGAUGUCAUUCUAGUGGGUCUAUAUAACUAAACUACCCUAGCAUUAUGGGUAAGGAAACUGGCCAGGUAUGAGUAGUUGAGGACUCGAGAUGGCGCUAUUGGCUCGUAUCUGCUUUAAAGGACAAGUCCAUCCCGACAAAAAGUUGAUUUGAAUAAAAGGUGAAAAAUUCAACGAGCAUAACACUUAACAUUUCAUCAAAAUCGGAUGAAAAAUAUAAAAAUUGUGACAUCUUAAAGUUUCACCAAAUUUCACAAAACAGUUAUUAUGCAGAUCCUGUCCAAGUAUGCAAUGAGCAGACUGAUGGCGUCAUCCACUCACUAAAAAAUUUCAGCUCGCGCUUCGCGCUCGCAUUAAUUUGUUGGUGAGAUAUGUGUUUCUAUCUCAUAUAAAUAUAUAUAUAUAUAUGCAUAUGUGUGUGUGUGUUUGUGUGAGUUUGUUUGUUUUGUGUGAUAUCGAGCGCCUUUGGAAAGUUGAUUCAUGAUUUUGCCCCCCAAAUCUUAAAAAAAGAUCGACGCCCCUGUGUAUGUGUGUGUGUGCCAAUUGGCUUUGGAUAAAAUUGCUGAGAAAUGAGCAAAAUAGGCACAGAAUUCCAUACAAUGUCGGGUAUUUUCCAAGCAAUAUUAAAUAAACUGUCCCACAUAAUGUCUUUUUGUGAUAGUUAUCAUCAGAAUUAUCGGUUUUCAGCUAAGAUUUCACAAAGAUUUGACAUAGAUGAGCUGAUUUUAAUGUACGAGAUCUAGAUCUAUGAUAAUAUUAUGGUGAUUAUUACCUUGAUUUUAAACCCUUUCUUAUGUUUGCUGCAGUUACUUUCUUUUCACGUUUAAAGUUACUCUAGAGCUAAUAAAUGGCUAAUAAUCAUUACAGAGUGAAAUCCAAAUCUAACUAUAAAAUGGAAAAAUGUAUCAGAACACGGUGUAUUCAGUAUUAAAGCAGUCAAGAGGCAAUUAUUGUGAUAUAGAAAUGUUAUCAUUACAUGUAUUGGGUCAGAAAUAAAUAUGCAAGUACGUUGCACAUUAUGUACCUUAUACAAUGU
Messenger RNA from Lytechinus pictus (painted urchin), 4520 nucleotides. RefSeq names its product sodium/potassium/calcium exchanger 4-like. Gene Ontology annotation, molecular function: calcium, potassium:sodium antiporter activity; calcium channel activity. Bases 1349 to 3055 code for a protein of 568 amino acids. Gene Ontology annotation, biological process: calcium ion transmembrane transport; intracellular calcium ion homeostasis. The record is from RefSeq and is a predicted model, not a curated record. Gene Ontology annotation, cellular component: plasma membrane. Lineage: Eukaryota; Metazoa; Echinodermata; Echinoidea; Temnopleuroida; Toxopneustidae. The transcript is spliced from 9 exons.